Daphnia pulex (common water flea) is the source of this 2643-nucleotide messenger RNA. RefSeq lists its product as uncharacterized. The record is from RefSeq and is a predicted model, not a curated record. Gene Ontology annotation, biological process: nucleoside metabolic process. Gene Ontology annotation, molecular function: catalytic activity. NCBI's taxonomy places the organism in Eukaryota, Metazoa, Arthropoda, Branchiopoda, Diplostraca, Daphniidae. The transcript has 9 exons. Bases 455 to 2191 code for a protein of 578 amino acids.
AACUCCAAAUUCAACGCAGUACGGAUUGGACUGACAGUUAAUGCCCGAGGAUAUUGCCAGAAUUUGAAAGUUUAUGCUAGUCAAUGAGAACAAGGUGAGUCACAUUGUGUUGUGCAAUAGGAUAUAAAUCUCACUUGUAUUUCACGUCACGUUUUGAUCGCUGACUGGACGAUCGGUGCUGCGAUUAUUAAUCAAUCUUUGCCUAGCCGCUUUUACACAGUGUAUAUAAGGCUAGACAGUCGCGCCCAGAAAUACCCGGUUGCUAGUGCUCUAUCGUGUGUGGAGAGGGACGAGAAAAAAUCUAUUUCUAGCACGCCUCUUCUUCCCGUGCAGUAAACGAUACGGCAUUUGACUAGUCGAGCUUGAACUUUCUGACCAGACUGAUGUUGUGUGUGUGCAUGUGAAAGGGAUAUUUUCAAUCACUCGUCAGUUUUCAACAACCAACAUUCCAAAGAUGCAGGAAAACAGCCAAGAUCAAGAUCAGAUUAUUAUGACACCGGGGAAGAGGACAGCCAAUUCUACCACUAUUGUGGUUGAAAGGCGUCCCAUAGCUAUCAAAGACCAGCAAGAAAAUCUUCAUGUCGCAGGUGGGGCUCACAAAGGGAUUGUUAUUAAUAAAAACACUGUGGCCGUUGAAGAUGAUCCAACACCGGCACAACUUUCAUUGGAGUUUUGUGUGUACUUGAUCAGUGCUGCCACAAACAUGCACACCAAGGAAAGUCGACAACUCAGAUUUUGGUUCAAGGAAGUGGUCUCUGAAAGUGAUCAACCAAAGGUUGCUCAAGAAUUCUUCAAACAAUUGGUUGCCCCAUUCGAAUUUCCCAGGGACUAUGUUGGAUUCAUCAAGAAAAUCAUGAAACUGAUGCAACAAGAUUAUCCUACUUUACGAAAGAUUGAAGUAGAACUGAAGCAGCUUGGACAGUCCAGUCAGCCACCACCUGAUGCAGGUAUGAUGGAUCAAGACGUGAGUCUUACCGAAAUUGAAGUCACAUCUUCGCGUUUAUUGGAAAUGAUCGAGUCUGCCUAUCCCAAUCCUCUGUCUGUGUCUGAAAUGGCCAAACAAACGCACAGCGAAAAAAGUAAAGUAUUUUUACUCCUAUCGGAACUUCAAGCAAGCGGCAUGGUGAAAACCGUGAAUGGCAACGAAUCAUUCACCCGCGUAGUGCAAAACGAAAAUAAAGUUAAAGUGGUUAAGCAAAUGCCGAAAAUCGUCAAGGCCAAGCAACCCACUAUCGCCAUUAUUACUUCUCAGUAUUGCGAGAAACUUGCGGUUGACGCCAUGAUGGAUGACCAAGAAACUUUUGUUCGCUACACGACCGUCGGUGAAUCAAAUAUCUACACGUUGGGUAACAUCGGCCAGCACAGAGUGGUCUGUACAAAACUUCCCACCGUUGGCCACACACGAGAAGCCCUGAUUGCUUCCGGAAGCACAACAACCCGACUUCUGGGGACGUUCCAGGCAGUUGAAUUCGUAAUUCUCGUGGGAUUAGGCGGAGGAGUUCCUCAUUACACGGACCAUGCACGCCACGUUCGCCUUGGUGACGUUGUCGUUUCUUCGCCCAUCCCACCAAACAAAGAUAUAUAUACGUAUUGUGAACUGGAACCAGUUAAAGAAGGGCAGACGCAAAGCACUCCAGUUUAUGAAACGAAAUCCUGGGCCCCGCCAACGCUCCUCCUACAAGAAAUCAGCAGCCGCUUGAAAACACAAGGCGAGGAAAAUCCUAGUCAGGCAGUUUGGAAUGAUUACCUCACAGACGGAAUAAGCAAACUGUCGAAAGAUGGCGUUAACUUUGCUCGUCCUUCAGAAGACACUGAUAAAUUAUACAUGUCUCUUGGAGGAUCUGACGUCAUUGAGGUCACGCAUCCCACUGGCUCUUCUGAAAAUGGGCGCCAGACAGGCAAGCCAGUAAUUCACCUAGGACCGAUAGCUGCUGGCCGUCAAGUGAGCAAGGACGAUCAACUUCGACAGGAUUUCGCCACCCGCUUUGGAAUAUUGGCGUUCGACAUGGAAUACGAUGCAGUCAUUGAAAGCGUUUACGGCAAUCGAAAAGAUUCUUAUUUGAUUGUGCGUGGCAUAGCCGACUACAAAGAUGGCUCAAGGAAAAAGGAAUGGCAACCUUAUGCAUCACUAGCAGCAGCUGCUUUCACAAAAGCUGUCAUUUGUUCAAUGACCCUUUCCAAUGACGACUAAGUUACAUUGUUUGGCCCUACUCAAUUUGCCAAAAUUCUAUUGCCAUUCAGUUGUUCUCUGAAAUUUGGUGUCUCUUUCUCUUCAAAUCAUUUGAUCUGUUUAUUUAUUAAGAUCUGACAUUCACAACCAUACUUUUUAGCCGUUUUUAAAUCGAGUCAUCCAGCUGCUGCAUUUUCCUUUGCUAUUCCCAAAUUACGUCCUAGUCCAUACAACUAUAUUAGACUAAUAGCCAGAACAUAAUAUAUUUGCAUCACGCAAGCUAAUUAUUUUUAGCUAUAUAAUACCUAGCUACAAAUUGACGAAUCAUCAUUCAUUUUUAAAUGCAAACAUAUUAUAUCCAAAAUACAAAUUAAUGGUAGCUUUUAGGUGGAAUUUAUGAUACGGCCUUUUUUUUCAAAAUCGAAUUCUGUGUAAGAACAGUAUUAUUACAAUACAAAUUGCUUCAAAUCUUA